GUAUACGUUUAAUGGAAUGUAUUAAAAAAAUUACGGCAUGUUAAGAUGAUAAUUCUACUUUUCAUAUAUUUCCAAUUAUUUAUUAUUUUCUUAGAUAUUUUAUUGGUGAAAAAGAAGAUAUUUUCAUAAAUAGUUUUACCAUGAGUCUAUAAAAUAAGAUGAAGGAAGCCCUGAACCAAAGUACAUCACUACUAAAUCAAACAAAGAAAAGCAAGAAAAAGAUGUGGGAUGAAACUGUUGCUGGACCUAAGCCGGAGCAUGGCCUUGGCCGUCUCCGCAAUAAGAUCACCGCUCAACCCAUAGACAUCAAAGGUGUGGGAGAAGGGAGCAGCAGUAAGACUACCCCGGCGGCAGGGAGUCCUGGAACUCCGACGACGCCAGGGUCAGCACGUAAGGAGAACGUGUGGAGGAGUGUGUUUCAUCCAGGAAGCAACAUAGCCACCAGAGGAAUGGGAACUAACCUCUUUGAUAAGCCUUCUCACCCCAACUCUCCCACCGUAUACGACUGGCUGUACAGCGACGACACCAGGAGCAAGCACCGUUAAAGCGAGAGGAUCUAGUGACAUGCCGGUGAUGUAAAAAAUGUGUUUUUCUUGUUUUCUUUUUUUGCUGUAUUCGCAACUUUUUCUUUCUUGUUGUUAGUUACCGUUCGAUCUCUAGUUUCUGUGAUGGUUUUUAACGGUGGCGAUGCGUCCUCUUGUCUCUUGUAAGGUUUCUACUGUUUGGUAAAAUGAUAUAUUUUACUUUUAGCU
Molecule: messenger RNA, 752 nt
Organism: Raphanus sativus (radish)
Lineage: Eukaryota; Viridiplantae; Streptophyta; Magnoliopsida; Brassicales; Brassicaceae
Product: dormancy-associated protein homolog 1
Exons: 3
Coding region: 159-545 (128 amino acids)
Source: RefSeq, a predicted model, not a curated record